Lathyrus sativus (Indian pea) is the source of this 1407-nucleotide messenger RNA. The record is from the annotation of a GenBank genome assembly. Lineage: Eukaryota; Viridiplantae; Streptophyta; Magnoliopsida; Fabales; Fabaceae.
AUGUUCCUCCGUGUAAAUGAAAAUCCUCACUCAGACGACAGCAUUUCCGAUGACGACGAGCUUCAAGCUAAUCGCACCAACAAUGUGCCUGCCCCUAACAAGCAAGAAGAACUACCUCUUCCGGCCCGGCUAGAUUUGUUAAAAGGAAGAUUCUGUAAUCAGAAUUUGGCUUCUUCAUUUCAGAAUUUGCUUGAAGAUGAGGAGGUUGAAAUGCCUGAUUUCAAUGAGGGUGGCUUCCAGGAUAUCUUAGGUGAGGUGGUUGCUGAUUCGGGAGAUGAAGAUAUUGUUUCUGAAGAUGAGGGUAGCACUGUCCUCUCGACCAGACUCCUCCAUAAAUAUGGUCCUCAAUAUAUCAAAAAUGAAGAAGUUAAAGAUACAAAGAGGAAAUCAGAAGCAUUGCUUUGUUUUAAAGAAAGUGCUUCAUGUUCGGCAUCCCAUGCUACCUGCUCCAAGCCAAAUUCAUCUGGCAUCUGGGGCAAAGCUAAGCCAAGAUUUUCAUUCUCAUCAGUGACAACUAAAUAUGGGCACAAUGGCCCUUCAAUCUCUAAUAUUGAUAGGCUGCCUGAAAUUAUGAAAGGUGUUAAUCCUAGAGCUUCUGCAAGUUUAGACGGAAAUCAUCUUGAAGAUGACGACAUAGUGGAAUUAGAUUUAGACACCGAACCUUCUGAAACUGAAGCUCUUCCACAUGAAUUUAAUCUUCCCGUAAUGGCUGAUCUUUUUGACAACCUCCAAAAUAAGACUGAUCUGUGUCCAUAUGAAAAUCAAAGAAAAGGAAAAUCAGUGCAGCUUUUUCAGAAGAGUAGACCCCUCUUGCCAGAGACAGUUAUUGACAGUGAAGACUCGCCUGAACCUGUGGAUAGCAGAUCAUCAAGUGACAAUGAGGAAAGUGAUCAACGCAUGAAAACUACUUUCCCUGGAAAGAAAAUGCAGACAAUGGCAGAUAGAUUUCACCAUGCUUUAGGGUCUUCGUCUGUUAUUGCUGAAAAAGUUGGAGGACUCAAUCCAUUGAAAACUGGAAUAUUUGAAAAAUUACAGCAGGUGAUGCAGAGAGAAAAAGAAAGAGACAUGGACUUCUCAAAAAAGUUACACGCCGGAGCUAGGCCAGAUCGUGAAAUUGGCUGUGUUGAUGUAGGCAUCAUUUCAAGAUACCUGGACGGAAAGUUGAUUGUUUGCCAUUGCUCAUUUAGCAAGUGUACCGAGAAUUUUCCGCUACAAGCUAAGGGAACCGGGUUCGAUGGCAGCAAAGAUGGUCAAAGAACCAUUAUCUUUAGUCCAAGAGUGUGCGGCAAUGUUGAUCUUGAAGUGGGGAGCUUAAUUCGUAUUAACCAACCGUGGAAGGAAGUUCAAGUGGGAAAUGAUAAUAUUAUCUUGUGUUCUUAUUUCUCUGAAAUCUCAUCCCCGAUUUGA